Molecule: messenger RNA, 981 nt
Organism: Prunus avium (sweet cherry)
Lineage: Eukaryota; Viridiplantae; Streptophyta; Magnoliopsida; Rosales; Rosaceae
Molecular function (GO): nucleic acid binding; zinc ion binding
Source: RefSeq, a predicted model, not a curated record
AUGCCGGAGUUUGUCUUCUCUGCCUGCGUGGGUGGCUCUGUCAUGGAGGGCCCAGUUGCUGGUGAGAAGAGAGCUUGUACUCAGGAGAUGAUGGAUGUUGGUGGAGUGGAUUCAGAUGACCCUCCUCCCCCUUUGCCUCCAAUUUCCAUGAGCUUCAAAGAUAAAGUUUCUGGGGAUUUUGGCAUGGCUGAGGAUCAAUUGGUGAUUGGUGAUGAUGAUUUUGUCAUCAAGCAAGGGGAGAUUCCUUCAAUCCAAUUUUUUGAUAAAGUUAAGAGCUGUCUGUAUUGGCCAUGGCGCACUGCUGUAAUUCUUAAGCUCAUGGGUCGGCCUCUGUCUUACGCUUUCUUAAGGACUCGUCUUCUUCAGAAGUGGGAUCUUAAGGGGCCAAUGAGCCUAAUCGAUUUGGAGAAUAAUUAUUUCAUUGCUAAGUUCCUGUUAGCGGAAGAUAUGCGGUAUGUUCUCUCGGGGGGUCCUUGGCAAAUUGCUGGGCAGUAUGUGGUGACCCAACAAUGGAAGCCUGGGUUUAAUGCCAAAGAGGAAAAAAUCACUCAUAUGACUGCUUGGGUUCGAAUUAAUGGCUUGAAUGUGGAGUAUUUUCGCUUUGAUGUUAUGGAGAAGAUUGGGAAUCUUAUUGGUAUCACUGUAAAGGUAGAUGCUCAUACCAUGAGUCAAGCCCGAGGUAAAUUUGCUAGAGUCUGUGUUGAACUUGAUUUAGCUAAACCUCUAACCCCUUUCAUUGAGGUGGAAGGUCGUUCUUAUGAGGUUGUGUAUGAGGGAAUUCAAUUAGUCUGUUUUGAAUGUGGGUGUUAUGGUCAUGGUAGAGACUCUUGCCCUGUUAUAUUGCUAGCCAAAAAACAGGAGUCAAAUUCAGGUCAUGCUGAGAAUAUGGAGGUUAAUACUUCAGAUAAGAGUGAUGAUCUCAGUGUUAAUAAUCCUGUUACUAAAGAUGCUGAGAUUCCAGCUAAAAUGCAUGGGCAGUAG